AGGGAUCUACUCGUCCUCGUACUCGACCAGUACUGGUAAUGGACAGAAGAACCGCAUCAACGGGUAAGAAGAACAUAUGGCACAGUGAGUUUAGUCAAUCUGGUCAAAUAUAAUUAGGAGUACUUACUGUAGUCACUCUGAGUCAUUCCACGAAUGAUUUUGAUGGGUUGAGGUUUUGAAACCAACCGCCUAUGAGAAACCGAACAUCAUUCAAAACAACCCCCAACAAAAUACUGCUCGUGCGUACAGUUUCUGUUACCGAAGAAGAAUCUACCUGGUCCUAAUAGCGGCAAACGCACUCCUUUCUGGUCAAAACAUGUGAUCCCCGAUCCUCGAUCAAAACUUGGAUCGUGACAACAUAGAUACUUGGCGUUGAAACCAGCAAUGAAGAUGACAGAGCUGCUUCUAAGAAAGAUUAUACCAAUGGUCUUUUUUUGCUUUGCACUUGGCCCUUUAAAACGCGUUGCGGGAUUAGGCGUCGGAAGAAAUAGCUGGAAUAGUACUCCGAAACAGUAUGUUUCCAAAUUCACCCGUCGGCACCAAUGGAACAAUCGACGUAAUGAGUUUCGGGACACGAGGUUAUUCUUCCUCGAUACCAAGUUCCAGAUCAAGAAUUCGGUUCGCCAAAUCCGAGUAAACGCUGCAUUAACAACCAUUCAGAGAUGUAUGGCAACAGAUUUACAAGAUGUAUCGGACCAAGAAAAAAUAAUAGAUGAGGUGUCUAUGGAAGAGAUGGCUGAUGGCGACAAACCGUCAGAGGAAAAUUUUCUACCAAGCAUUAUGGAUGGAUUUUCUGUCGUGCGAAUGUACAAGACGUGUCAGGACUCCGGAUUUGAUCUGGAUCAAGUUGAGGCACUCGUCGGCGUCGACGACGUCGGUCGACUCGAAUUAACACCAAGAAAUAUUUCGGUCCCGAUAGCGCUCAUGAUGUUGGAUCCGGGAGAAUAUCCAUCGAGAUCAGCCGCUCGGAAGGCAUGCCGGAAAGCUAGAAUAUUGAUACAUCGGGGUCCUCUGGAGAUUGAUACCGAGACUGGGGAAGAACAAUUCGACGCAAAAAACUGCGUGCGGGCCCGCGUCGGGGAUCGGGUCUUUCCGGGAGACGUGAUGUGUGUUCAGGUUCGUAUUGCGGACGGAACCGUUCCCGUCGCGAGACACCAGAAACCUCCUUUCGAGCUACCGGUGGUUUUUGAAGACGACCAUUUCGCCAUUGGUAAGCCAGAAUUAUAAGCGAAAGACUUGACUUUAAGCCAUGGUUGUGAAUGGAUCGAGUACUCGCAAUCAUCCCUUUAUUUGUUGGCUCACAUCCGUGCUACUGUUCGACUCUUUCAUUUGCACUUACAAAAUCCUAAAAAAACUUAUCAUGUUGCUUUCGUUUAGUCAACAAACCGGCCGGGAUCGUGGUCUAUGCGAAGAAAGGGGGCGGGGAAGGGUUCAUGACGAUUCGUGCCGCGAUUCCGUUCGCGGUAUCUCCACCAAAGGCAGGAACUUAUUCUAGUCUACGCCGUCCCAAGCCAGUGCACCGACUCGACAAACCAACAUCUGGCUUGCUGAUUGUUGCGAAAACCAUGCCCGCAAUGGUGAAUCUUUCGGAGCAAUUCCGCGCCCGGAAAGUUAAGAAAACUUACACUGCUAUUGUGAACGGAAUCCCGCCGGAACGAGCCGAAAGUGUAAUAUCUACCAAGGAGGCUUACACAAUGGGGUUCGAUGUCGACCCAGAUUCAUGCAGUAACGACAAAUGGCAGGUGAUAGAUCACGUGCUGGACGAGAAGAGUGCAGUUACAGGCUGGAGAGCACUAAAAUAUUCCAACAGCAUCCUGGCUAACGAAAACGUACUAACAACUGUUGAAUUGAAGCCAAAAACCGGUAGGUAUCAUCAACUGAGACGACAUAUGUCAUGGGUAUGCGAAUGCCCCAUCAUAKGUGACAAAGAGUACGACGGAGGCGGGGAUGCCCAGGGGCUACGAGGAGAAGGUCUUUUUCUGUGCUCGAACAAAGUUACGCUGGAGCAUCCAUUCUACAACUCCUUAGAGGAAGAAGGUGAGAAGCUUCUACAACAACUGUCAGAGAAAGAGAAAGAAAGCUUGUGGUUAUCU
Messenger RNA from Pseudo-nitzschia multistriata, 2093 nucleotides. The record is from the annotation of a GenBank genome assembly. NCBI's taxonomy places the organism in Eukaryota, Bacillariophyta, Bacillariophyceae, Bacillariales, Bacillariaceae.